Mustela lutreola (European mink) is the source of this 1238-nucleotide messenger RNA. It is a transcript of the gene CERS1, whose product is annotated as ceramide synthase 1. The transcript is spliced from 7 exons. Gene Ontology annotation, molecular function: sphingosine N-acyltransferase activity. Bases 30 to 1082 code for a protein of 350 amino acids. Lineage: Eukaryota; Metazoa; Chordata; Mammalia; Carnivora; Mustelidae. Gene Ontology annotation, cellular component: membrane. Gene Ontology annotation, biological process: ceramide biosynthetic process. The record is from RefSeq and is a predicted model, not a curated record.
GCGGCGGCGGCGGCCAGCGAGCGAGAGGCAUGGCGGCGGCGGGGACAGCGGCGGGGCCGGCGGGGCCCGAGCCCAUGCCGAGCUACGCGCAGCUGGUGCAGCGCAGCUGGGGCAGCGCGCUGGCGGCGGCGCGGGGCUGCGCGGACUGCGGCUGGGGGCUGGCGCGCCGCGGCCUGGCCGAGCACGCGCACCUGGCGCCGCCCGAGCUGCUGCUGCUGGCGCUCGGCGCGCUCGGCUGGACGGCGCUGCGCUCCGCGGCCACCGCGCGCCUCUUUCGGCCCCUGGCCAAGCGGUGUCGCCUCCAGCCUAGAGAUGCCGCCAAGAUGCCUGAGAGCGCCUGGAAGUUUCUCUUCUAUCUGGGCGCCUGGAGCUACAGCGCCUACCUGCUCUUCGGCACCGACUACCCCUUCUUUCACGACCCACCCUCUGUCUUCUACGACUGGACGCCAGGCAUGGCGGUGCCCCGGGACAUCGCAGCUGCCUACCUGCUGCAAGGAAGCUUUUACGGUCACUCCAUCUAUGCCACACUGUACAUGGACGCCUGGCGCAAGGACUCGGUGGUCAUGCUUAUCCACCACGUGGUCACCCUGGUCCUCAUCGUCUCCUCCUAUGCUUUCCGGUACCACAACGUGGGCAUCCUCGUGCUCUUCCUGCAUGACAUUAGUGACGUGCAGCUGGAAUUCACCAAGCUUAAUGUCUACUUCAAGUCCCGGGGAGGCUCCCACCACCGGCUCCACGCCCUGGCGGCUGACCUGGGCUGCCUCAGCUUCAGCCUCAGCUGGUUCUGGUUCCGCCUCUACUGGUUCCCGCUCAAGGUUCUGUACGCCACGUGCCACAGCAGCCUGCGCUCGGUGCCUGACAUCCCCUUUUACUUCUUCUUCAAUGCACUCCUUCUGUUGCUCACUCUCAUGAACCUCUACUGGUUCCUGUACAUCGUGGCCUUUGCUGCCAAGGUGCUGACGGGCCAGGUACGUGAACUGAAGGACGUGCGGGAAUACGACGCGGCAGAGGCCCAGAGCCCCAAGCCCAGCAAAGCUGAGAAGCCGCUGAGGAACGGCCUGGUGAAAGACAAGCGCUUCUGAAUUCCUUGAUCACCGUCCCUCCCCUUAGGACCCAGCCCCGCCCGACGACGCUCCACAGGGACCGACCACGCCCCUCCCCGGGACUCUGGCUGGGUCCAGCUCCGCCCCACCUGGGCCCUGGCCACUCCGGGUCACCUCCCUCUGGACCCCUGCCCC